Leptonychotes weddellii (Weddell seal) is the source of this 647-nucleotide messenger RNA. The record is from RefSeq and is a predicted model, not a curated record. Lineage: Eukaryota; Metazoa; Chordata; Mammalia; Carnivora; Phocidae.
CAUGUCAGAAGACGGGGGUGGUCCCUACAGCUACUUGGCGCAAAAGCUUUGGAGCGCGUGGGGUAUCGUAAGUGAAGCAGAGGCUGCGGAGAAGCCGGAGCGCGCGAGUUGGCGUGGCGCAGUCAUGGUGGGCCACCUGAGCGAGGGGGCCAUUGCGGUCAUAAUGCAACAAGGAGAUACAUCCAUAAAACCCAUCCUCCAAGUCAUCAACAUCCGUCCCAUUAUUACAGGGAAUAGUCCACCCCGUUAUCGACUGCUUAUGAGUGAUGGAUUGAACACUCUAUCCUCUUUCAUGUUGGCAACACAGUUGAACCCUCUGGUUGAGGAGGAACGAUUGUCUAGCAAUUGUAUUUGCCAGAUUAACCGAUUCAUUGUUAACACUCUGAAAGAUGGAAGGAGAGUAGUUAUUUUGAUGGAGUUAGACAUUUUGAAAUCUGCUGAAGCAGUUGGAUUAAAGAUUGGCAAUCCCGUGCCCUAUAAUGAAGGACAUGGGCAGCAGCAGAUAGUUCCUUCCUCAGGACAUGGGCAGCAGCAGAUAGUUCCUUCCUCAGUCUCAGCGGCCAACCCACCAGCCAACAAGCUCCAGCAGCAGAAUGGGAGCUCAGCAAUGGGUAAAUGGCCACAUGAGGACAUGUGCUAAUUAUAUG